GACAGUGCGGGGUUAUUUUGAUCAUCCAGUUGGAGAUCCCGCAGAACGCGGGCCAGAGACCCUCUCCCGGCUGACGCUGGAGAGACGCAACCGCAGGACCCGAUGGGGGGCGGAUACGUAACCACUCUUCUGCUGCUGGUCUGUAUUUCAGGCCUGAUCUACCUCCUCGUGCGCAGACCGAGGUCCCAGAGAAGCCACCUUCCCCCCGGCCCCACUCCCCUGCCUUUCCUGGGCAACGUGCUACAGCUGAAAGUGGAGGGGAUGCUGAAUUCGCUCAGGGAGCUCAGGGACAAGUAUGGCCCGGUCUUCACGGUUCAUCUGGGCCCCCGGCGGGUCGUGGUCCUGUGGGGGUACGAGGCCGUGAAGGAGGCCCUGGAGGAUCGAGCCGACGAGUUCAGCGGGAGAGGGAAGCUGGCGGCAUUUGAGGAGGUUGUUCAGGGGUUUGGGCUGCUUUUCUCCAAUGGGGAGCGGUGGUGGCAGCUGCGCCGGUUCUCUCUUGCCGCGCUGCAGGACUUGGGCACGGGGCAGCGGAGCGUGGAGAAGCAGAUCCAGGACGAGGCCCAGCGCCUGGUGGAGGAGUUCAAGAAAACCAAGGGUUUGCCCUUCGACCCCACCUUCUUCCUGAGCCGCUCGGCCUCCAGCGUCAUCUGCUCCAUCGUCUUCGGCCAGCGCUUCGAUUACGCGGACAAGAGCUUCCUUGACUUGCUGGUCAAGACCAACCAGGUCUUCGUGCGGCUGAGCUCCACCUGGGGACAGCUCUACGAGAGGUUUUCCUGGAUCAUGCGCUUCCUUCCAGGACCCCACAAACAGAUCUUCCAAGACCUGGAGGACAUCAACAGCUUCAUCUUGGAGAGGAUCAAAGCGAACCAGGUGUCUCUGGACCGUGAUAACCCGCGGGACUUCAUCGACUGCUUCCUCCUCCAGAUGGAAAAGGAAAUUCUGAACCCCGCCACGGAAUUCCACCUCAGAAACUUGGUCCUGACAGCGUUCAACCUGUUCUUCGUUGGCACCGAGACCGUCAGCUCCACCCUGCGCUACGGACUCCUGAUCCUGCUGAAACACCCGGAGGUAGAAGAGAAGAUGACCCAGGAGAUCGACCGGGUGAUCGGGCGUAGCCGCAUGCCGGCGGUGGAGGACCGGAGCCGGAUGCCCUACACCAAUGCCGUCAUCCACGAGAUUCAGAGGUUCAGCGACGUUAUUCCCAUGAACCUCCCGCAUGCCCUGACCCGGGACACCCACUUCAGGGGCUACACCAUUCCCAAGGGCACAGAGGUGUUCCCAGUGCUGAGCUCUGUGCUGCGAGACCCCAGCCGCUUCAGGGACCCCGAGAGAUUCAACCCCAUGCGCUUCCUUGACGAGCAGGGUCAAUUCAAGGCGAACGAGGCCUCCAUGCCGUUCUCCACAGGGAAGCGAAGCUGCGUGGGCCAGGAGCUGGCCAGAAUGGAGCUGUUCAUCUUCCUGACCGCCAUCCUGCAGAACUUCACCCUAAAGUGCCCCGUCCCCCCGCGGGACAUCGACCUCAGGCUGCGCGGUGCCGGCUUCGCCCACGUACCUCCCUGCUACCAGCUCUGUGCGGUGCCAUGGGGCGGAGGGAGCCGAGCGCAGGAGGAGCUGCCAAAAGAUCGUCCGCAGGGGACAGCAGGGGCUAUGAAAGGGCCAAACCCAGCAACAUAAAGAGACUCACUGCUUCUUGGCCUUGAGUUGCCAGCCAAAAUGCAGGGCUGGGGGCCGUUCCCAUCAGGAGGAGCAAUGGGAGAGGGGAAUCCGGCAGCUCUUUCACACUCCGUUUAUGGACCAAGCCCCAUCUUCCCGAACACAGGAGGAAUCAAACAACAGGAGGGGGUUUCUUCACUCAGAUUUC
Chelonoidis abingdonii (Abingdon island giant tortoise) is the source of this 1861-nucleotide messenger RNA. Its product is annotated as cytochrome P450 2G1-like. Gene Ontology annotation, biological process: xenobiotic metabolic process; epoxygenase P450 pathway. NCBI's taxonomy places the organism in Eukaryota, Metazoa, Chordata, Testudines, Testudinidae. Gene Ontology annotation, molecular function: iron ion binding; arachidonate epoxygenase activity; oxidoreductase activity, acting on paired donors, with incorporation or reduction of molecular oxygen, reduced flavin or flavoprotein as one donor, and incorporation of one atom of oxygen. The record is from RefSeq and is a predicted model, not a curated record. Gene Ontology annotation, cellular component: intracellular membrane-bounded organelle; cytoplasm.